Molecule: messenger RNA, 1930 nt
Organism: Aspergillus wentii DTO 134E9
Lineage: Eukaryota; Fungi; Ascomycota; Eurotiomycetes; Eurotiales; Aspergillaceae
Exons: 5
Coding region: 245-1693 (482 amino acids)
Biological process (GO): carbohydrate metabolic process
Molecular function (GO): beta-glucosidase activity
Source: RefSeq, a predicted model, not a curated record
AUCGCGGAGUGUCGCUCGAAAGGAACCCGUGUGACUUGGGUGGUUCGAUCAAAAUGCGUCACUUUUUCUUUGCUCCUCCCCCACCUUUCCCUCCUCCCUCCUCUCUUGUCUCUACACCCAGACAGCCGGACAAAGGACUUAAAUAUUCUUUAUCCUGUUGAUUCUGCAAAAAAGAAAAGCUAUCAAAUUCUACUCUUAAACAGCCCGCGUGAAGAUCAUCCACCCGUUAUAUAAACAAGCAACCAUGACGUCUGCGUUAGCAACCCUUCCAUCAGACUUCCUUUGGGGAUUUGCAACUGCCAGCUACCAGAUCGAAGGCGCUGUUGAUGAGGAUGGUCGUGGACCCUCCAUUUGGGAUAAAUUCUGUGAAAUUCCCGGGAAAAUAGCUGACGGCAGCUCUGGGGCCGUGGCUUGUGACUCAUAUCAUCGCACUUAUGAGGAUAUCGCCUUGUUGAAAGCAUGUGGUGCAAAGGCGUAUCGUUUCUCGAUCUCAUGGUCUCGCAUCAUUCCUCUCGGAGGAAGAAACGAUCCCAUCAAUGAAAAGGGUCUACAGUUUUACGUCAAGUUUGUCGAUGACCUACUCGCCGCAGGAAUCACCCCACUCGUGACGCUGUUUCACUGGGAUCUCCCCGAGGGGCUCAACCAGCGCUAUGGAGGAUUCCUCAAUAAGGAGGAGUUUGUUGCCGAUUUCACAAACUACGCCCGGAUACUCUUCAACGCUUUCGGUUCCAAAGUUAAACACUGGAUAACAUUCAACGAGCCAUGGUGCAGCAGUGUCCUCGGGUAUAACGUGGGCCAAUUUGCCCCUGGCAGAACAAGUGAUCGUACCAAAAGCCCUGAGGGUGAUAGCUCUCGAGAGUGCUGGAUUGUAGGCCAUAAUCUUCUCGUGGCUCACGGGGCUGCGGUGAAGGUUUACAGAGAAGACUUCAAGACUAGGGAUGAGGGCGAGAUUGGAAUUACACUCAAUGGUGACUGGGCCGAACCAUGGGACCCUGAGAAUCCCGCCGACGUUGAAGCCUGCGAAAGAAAGAUCGAAUUCUCCAUCUCCUGGUUUGCAGAUCCAAUCUAUCACGGCAAAUACCCAGACAGCAUGGUUCAGCAGCUAGGCGAUCGACUUCCAGAAUGGACAAAGGAAGACAUCACCCUUGUCCACGGCAGCAAUGACUUCUAUGGCAUGAACCACUAUUGUGCCCACUAUAUCAAGGCCAAAACCACCGAGCCCGACCCCAACGACACCGCAGGGAACCUCGAAGUCCUAAUGGAGAACAAGGCCGGAAAGAGCAUCGGACCUGAGACGCAGUCUUCCUGGUUACGCCCGUAUCCGCUCGGAUUCCGAAAAUUGCUGAAAUGGAUCAGUGACCGAUACAGUCGGCCCAAGAUCUACGUCACGGAGAACGGAACGAGUCUCAAAGGCGAAAAUGACUUACCCCUUGACCAGUUGCUGAAUGAUGAAUUCCGGACGCGGUAUUUCCAUGACUAUAUCGGUGCCAUGGCGGAUGCUUAUACCCUAGACAGAGUCAAUGUUAGGGGAUACAUGGCAUGGAGCUUGAUGGAUAACUUUGAAUGGGCUGAUGGAUAUAAAACUAGAUUUGGUGUCACCUAUGUGGACUAUGACAAUGACCAGAAGAGAAUUCCCAAGAAGAGCGCCAAAGCUAUCGGCGAUAUCUUUAAACAGUAUAUCCUGACGGUCUAAGUUACCAGAAGGGUAAACACACUUAACGUCUGGGCUAUAUACCAUGUUCUAAUCUUCAAUUUUGUGUCUUAAAAAUGAAAAAAAUAGGGAACAUAUAGCUCUUGCCCAAGGUUACACAAAUCCUAAUUGCCACUUCUUUCAUUCAUGACCUAAUUCAAAAUGACAAGACUUAAGAUAUAACCAUCCCAACUAGAUAUACAAAUCAAAGAGCAUAUCGGAAAUUCUUCGACUCCAUAU